CGCAGAGCGACGCCGAGCAGCAUGAAGCAGCGCUUUUAUGUAUCUGUUCCCACCUAAACAGCAUGAGGCAGCAUACGCGACGCGUAGUUUUGAUCUAGCCGUCAAGAUGUCAUCAUCUUCGUCAUCAGACGAUUUUAUAUUUCUCGCAGCUGUAUGCCAUGAACUUGAAAAGAGAAAAAAAAGCAAGCGAAAAUAUUGGGUCCGUGACAUAUUUCGUGCAAGGCUGAAUGAAGGCGAAUUCCAUACACUUUUCGGAUGACUCCAGCAAGAUGAACAGAAAUUUUACAAGUACUAUCGAAUGUCUUCAGAAAAAUUUAACCAACUAUUCGAUCUCUUGCGCAUUCCAUUAACCAAGCAAAAUACAAAAUUUCGGCAAAGCAUCAGUCCACACGAGAGACUGACAAUUUUUCUAAGUGAGUAUGUAGAAGUGUUUUCACAAAAUGAAGAAGAUUCGUCUUGUUUUUGGCAACGGGAGCAGACUACCAGACACUGUCUUUCAACUUUAGAAUAGGACACUCCACUAUACACAAGAUUAUAAAUCAUACCGCCAAUGUUAUUUGGAAGACUUUAGGAAACAUUGUUAUGCCACAACCCACAACACAGUUACUUCAGUAUUGUGCAAACAAAUUUGAAAGUACUUGGAACUUUCCUAAUUGUGUGGGUGCGAUAGAUGGCAAGCAUGUCACUAUACAAGCACCUCCCAGAAGUGGAUCCUUGUAUUUCAAUUAGGUAUAAGAAAUCAUUUUCAGUAGUGUAGAUGCAGAAUACAGAUUUGUUGCGGUGGAUGUUGGAGCAUACGGUAAAAAUAGCGAUGGUGGAAUAUUUAAUGAUUCAAAUAUGGGAAGAAGUCUUAAAAAUGGAACUUUUGGAAUGCCUAAGGAUCGAGCCAUCACCGCAAAUGGCGAAUCUUUACCACAUGUAAUAGUGGGAGACGAAGCGUUCCCUUGUAAAACUUAUUUAAUGAGACCUUAUUCAGGACGCGGAUUGUCACAAGAUAAAAGGAUUUUCAACUAUCGUCUCUGAAGAGCUCGUAGACUCUCCGAAAAUGCUUUUGGGAUUCUUUGUCAAAAGUUUAGAAUAUAUAUUCUUGAAUAAAUUAAAUAUUCACCCAAAAAAUGCCGAUAAAAUAAUUUUAUCUAGUCUAUGUUUGCAUAACUUCCUUAGAAAUGACAAAGACUUUUUAACCGUACUAGAGCAAGAAAAAACAGAAAAUGAAGCUCCAGUUUUUACAAGUAUAACUAACGUUGGAGGAAAAUGCUCUAGUGAAGCAAUUAAAAUAAGAGAUGCUUUUAAGGCAUAUUUUAACUCUGAUUCGGGGGCAGUUUCUUGGCAGGAGGAUGCAAUUAAUGCCGGAAAAUGGUAGACGUUUUGAAAUUUGCGUUUUUUUAAAUAAGUCAUAAAUGCUUAAAAAUGUUGCAUAUUCAGUUGAUUUAUGUAAUUGUUAAGCAAUCUAGUAACAGUUUAACGAAAAUAUCCUAUUUGUAUCCAAUUAUUUCUUAAAAAGGACCCGUCAACAAUAAGUUCUUUCAUAUGUUAUUUAAAUGGAUAAUUAAAGCAAUAGUUAAUUAGCA
Messenger RNA from Acanthoscelides obtectus, 1571 nucleotides. The record is from the annotation of a GenBank genome assembly. Lineage: Eukaryota; Metazoa; Arthropoda; Insecta; Coleoptera; Chrysomelidae.